Mus pahari (shrew mouse) is the source of this 3193-nucleotide messenger RNA. It is a transcript of the gene Tkt, whose product is annotated as transketolase. Gene Ontology annotation, molecular function: transketolase activity; thiamine pyrophosphate binding. Bases 127 to 1998 code for a protein of 623 amino acids. Gene Ontology annotation, biological process: ribose phosphate biosynthetic process; pentose-phosphate shunt, non-oxidative branch. Gene Ontology annotation, cellular component: endoplasmic reticulum membrane; extracellular exosome. The transcript has 14 exons. Lineage: Eukaryota; Metazoa; Chordata; Mammalia; Rodentia; Muridae. The record is from RefSeq and is a predicted model, not a curated record.
CGGGUCCUAAGGAGUCUUAACGCGCCCGCCCGCAGCACCCGGCCUCGGUCACUGCCGGUCGCUUCCUGAGCCGCCGCUGGCUCUGUGUCACUGUCCUCAGCGUCCUCGUCCUCGCCCUACCGCGCCAUGGAAGGUUACCAUAAGCCAGAUCAGCAGAAGCUCCAGGCCCUGAAGGACACAGCCAAUCGCCUGCGCAUCAGCUCCAUCCAGGCCACCACCGCGGCAGGCUCGGGCCACCCCACAUCAUGCUGCAGCGCUGCCGAGAUCAUGUCUGUCCUGUUUUUCCAUACCAUGCGCUACAAGGCCCUGGAUCCCCGAAACCCUCACAAUGAUCGCUUUGUGCUCUCCAAGGGCCAUGCAGCUCCCAUCUUAUAUGCGGUCUGGGCUGAAGCUGGCUUCCUGCCUGAGGCCGAGCUGCUGAACCUGAGGAAGAUCAGCUCUGACUUGGACGGUCAUCCUGUCCCGAAACAAGCCUUCACCGAUGUGGCCACUGGCUCCCUGGGCCAGGGCCUGGGAGCUGCUUGCGGGAUGGCAUACACAGGCAAAUACUUUGACAAAGCCAGCUACCGAGUCUAUUGCAUGCUGGGAGAUGGGGAGGUAUCCGAGGGCUCCGUCUGGGAGGCCAUGGCCUUUGCUGGAAUUUACAAGCUGGAUAACCUCGUUGCCAUCUUUGACAUCAACCGUCUGGGCCAGAGCGACCCAGCCCCGCUGCAGCAUCAGGUGGACAUCUACCAGAAGCGCUGUGAGGCCUUUGGCUGGCACACCAUCAUCGUGGACGGACACAGCGUGGAGGAGCUGUGCAAGGCCUUUGGUCAGGCCAAGCACCAACCAACAGCCAUCAUUGCCAAGACCUUCAAGGGCCGCGGGAUCACAGGGAUUGAAGACAAGGAGGCGUGGCACGGGAAGCCCCUCCCCAAAAACAUGGCUGAGCAGAUUAUCCAGGAGAUUUACAGCCAGGUUCAGAGCAAAAAGAAGAUCCUGGCCACGCCCCCUCAGGAGGAUGCCCCUUCCGUGGACAUCGCUAACAUCCGAAUGCCUACCCCACCCAGCUACAAAGUGGGGGACAAGAUAGCCACCCGGAAGGCCUAUGGACUGGCCCUCGCCAAGCUGGGCCACGCCAGUGACCGUAUCAUCGCCCUGGAUGGAGACACCAAGAAUUCCACCUUCUCGGAGCUCUUCAAGAAGGAGCACCCAGACCGGUUCAUUGAGUGCUACAUUGCUGAGCAAAACAUGGUGAGCAUCGCUGUGGGCUGUGCCACACGUGACCGGACAGUGCCCUUCUGCAGCACUUUCGCCGCCUUCUUCACGCGGGCCUUUGACCAGAUUCGCAUGGCCGCCAUCUCUGAGAGCAACAUCAACCUCUGUGGCUCCCACUGUGGCGUGUCCAUUGGGGAAGACGGGCCCUCUCAGAUGGCCCUCGAAGACCUGGCCAUGUUUCGGUCAGUCCCCAUGUCCACCGUCUUUUACCCAAGCGAUGGAGUUGCAACAGAGAAGGCAGUGGAGUUAGCAGCCAACACAAAGGGCAUUUGCUUCAUCCGGACCAGCCGCCCAGAAAAUGCCAUCAUCUACAGCAACAACGAGGAUUUCCAGGUCGGCCAAGCCAAGGUGGUCCUGAAGAGCAAGGACGACCAAGUGACAGUGGUCGGGGCUGGUGUAACUCUGCAUGAGGCCUUGGCUGCUGCAGAGAUUCUAAAGAAAGAGAAGAUCAGCAUCCGGGUGCUGGAUCCCUUCACUAUCAAGCCCCUGGACAGGAAGCUCAUCCUAGACUCUGCCCGGGCAACCAAGGGCAGGAUCCUCACCGUGGAGGACCACUACUACGAAGGUGGCAUAGGAGAGGCAGUGUCUGCUGCCGUAGUGGGCGAACCUGGAGUCACGGUCACUCGCCUGGCUGUCAGCCAAGUGCCACGAAGCGGGAAGCCAGCUGAGCUGCUGAAGAUGUUUGGUAUUGACAAGGACGCCAUUGUGCAAGCUGUGAAGGGCCUUGUCACCAAGGGCUAGGGAGGGCAUGGGAUGCAGGAGUGGGUGAACUACACAUUCCAGGGAGGUUCUGGCGAAGGUGCUCGAAGGUGUACUGAGAGGGGAGGUAAAUAUAUGUUUUGAGAAAAAAAUUAAUCCUCAGACUCCUUUUUUUCUUUGAUAUGAACAUAUUCAGUGCUAGUAUUUAAGGAGACUGUGGGGAGAGAGGAACAGAGCUGGUUCUCUAGGCUUGGGGUCAGGAUCUAGGUGCCCCUGCAAUCCCCUUCCUUCUCCAGUCCAGCCUCUGCAAAGCCAGAACUGCUCCCACCAAGUCAUAACUGGGGACACUCAUUGCAGCCUGCCUUUUAGCAAGACUAGAAUCCAGCCCCCUUCCCUCACCCUUACCAUUGUGCCCUAAAGGACACCGCGUCAUUCCCUCCUGCCUUAUACAACCUUCCUGGGACCUCCAUAGCUGCCCCAUGGCCCCCAAGGUCCCGCAACUCCUUUUGUGGAUGGUCACUGCUGUUUCCUAGGGAUUCCGCGGUGCCCUUAGGGAGGAUGGGACCCAUUUGUGGAGCUAUGCGCAUGUCUGCCCCUCGAGUAGACAAACUGUUAAGCUAGUGAGCUGCCUGACCAGAUCCUUCUGUGCCAGGGAACUGUAUGGUACCAACGCCAGAAACAGCGGAGAAGGCAGGUUGUCUCAGAUGACAGAGACUCACAGUGGGUGAUCUUAGGGCAGACCCUGGGAGGCCUUGAGCUCUGCAUGUCAGGAACUCUCCUUCACUGAGAAAAGAAGGCAAGCCAUCUCCCUGUCAGGACAAUUGAGGAACUUCUCAGCCAAGAGUCCGCACAUAACUACAAUGUUGGUAACAAAAACAGUAAAGCAUUAAACCAGGGAUUUGGGGUGCUUUGUCACCACCUGGUGGCCGUCUAUGGUACUACAGCGCUAAGCACGCCCCCACUGAGGAAUCCGAGGAAGGAGAGACUAGGGAUGGUGUUUUCUGAGCUGGAAAGCUACUGCUCACAGCAGAUGGAGUUGACAGUGACAUUACUGAACUUUGAAUGCAUUUUACUCAAUCCUUAGACAAGAUACCUUUUUAGAAGGCAUUCCACUUGGCCAAGUGCAAAGGAUUGGUCUGUUGCUUUGUAUUAUAAUGCUAAAUUCUGUACCCAAAGGUCUACAGGCUUUUGUUGUGCAAACCUUCUUCCUUAAUUGUUUAAAUAAAAUGGCUGCAGU